Messenger RNA from Malania oleifera, 3771 nucleotides. RefSeq lists its product as uncharacterized. The record is from RefSeq and is a predicted model, not a curated record. The transcript is spliced from 10 exons. Lineage: Eukaryota; Viridiplantae; Streptophyta; Magnoliopsida; Santalales; Ximeniaceae. Bases 494 to 3571 code for a protein of 1025 amino acids.
ACACACACACACAUAUAUAUAGUGCCAGUCCGUCGUCGUUCCGUAGUACCCCCACCCAGUGGUCCCAGGGGCUCAGUUUCAUGGCGCUAGAGAUGUAACGGGUAGAACCCUGCUAAUUUUCUCUCGAAUUUUCUCGCGAAAAUCCUCCUAGAAAAUAUUCGCACCUCCGCCAUCGCGACGCUUGGAUAUACUCAGCUGUAGCCUGUAGACCGUCUGAAUAUUUAGUAGCUAACUUUCAGUUUUUUGUUUUCAUCAUAUUUGAUUGUAGAAAAGUAACGAUAGAAUGGACACUUCAGUCUGUGUGUAAAGAUCUAGAUCUCUAGGUUUUGUCAAUACGAUGCAAUGAUAGCAAUUGUAGAUGAUUGAGGCAGGGAGCUAAGAUUUUGAUCGUAGGAAUUCUGGCAAAAUUUACAGAUUAGAAUUUUCUAUACAGCAACUUUUCCCCUAUUUGUUCUCUCCUAACCUCUCCCCUCCCCUCCCCUCCCCCGAGGAAAUGAGCUCGGAAAGUGGAGACCAGUGUUCAACUGUGCAGUUGGAAUCAGAUAAGAGUAAUCAAGAAAUUAAGAAAAAGUGGAAAAUUUCGUAUACUAGAGAUUUUAUUUUAUCUCUGUCUGAGUUGGAUGCAUGCCAAGAGCUACCAAGUGGAUUUGACCCCUCAAUUUUGCUUGAAUUUGAGGAUGAGAACAAUGGCAUAUCGGGUGAGUAUUAUAGAGGAAUAUGUGGCAAAUGGGAAAACAUUUCAUCUGGACCCAGUGACAAAGAUUGUCAUUCAGAUUCUGGAAGACAGUACGGUAACCAAUAUAGACGUUCUUGGCAAAAUCCUGAGCAUGAUGGGCUUCUGGGAAAAGGUGCUUUUCCAAGAGUAUCUGGAUAUGUAGCUGGGGCUUUAGCUCCAAAGGUUCGCGGAAAUGAUCACCAACAACUCAAUAGGACUCAUGAGCCAUACCGUCCUCCCCGCCCCUAUAAGGCAGUGUUGAAUUCUGGUAGAGAAAGUAAAGACUCGUAUAAUGAUGAAACAUUUGGUUCCGCUGAAUGCCUGAGUCAGGAGAGGGAAGAGGAAGAAAAGAGAAGAAGAGAUUCCUUUGAGUUGAUGAGGAAGGAACAGAAAAAAGCAAUCGAAGAAAAGCAAAAACAGAUUGCAGACGAGCAUAAAGAAAAUGUUUACCCGGAUAUUGCCAGAUCGGUGGAGGAUAAAGGAAAUGAUAAGAGACUUGUGAAUAAAAGCAAUGAAUUAGAGGACUAUGUGGCACCACUAGCUUCAAAUAAUGAUUCUUCUAAGAGUUCUUUUUCCACCCAAACUCCUGCAGCCAGGCCACUUGUACCCCCAGGUUUUACCAAUAGAAUCUCAGGAAAGGAUCUUGGAACAGAAACCUUAAACUGCUCUUCAAGAAGAGAGGCUGGGAAUGAUGAAUUUGAAGAUAGCCUGCCAAGUGGCAAAAGUAAACCUGGGGCAAUGAUGGCUUCUGUAGAGGAAAUACAUAUGGACAAGCAUGUUGGUUCCAGUUAUCAGCAGCAUGAGCCUGAAAGUAUAACUGUUCCUUUUAGAAAUGAAAGCAAGAAGAUUGCAGUUUCAUCCUUUGAUGUUUUUGGUUUUGACAGUUCGUCACACACAGUUUCUAAUUUAUCAGAAGUCCGUGCAGCUCGGGAGGAGGAAGACACAAAUUCUGGUAAAGGGGUUGUGACUGGGGACAACAUGACUAUGUUAGGUGAGGAUCAUUCAGCAUUGACUCUUGAUAAGAGUUCUGACAAUGGUACGGUGAAUAGUGGUGAUUCAUCUAGUUUCAUAAAGCAUUAUGACAUUGGAGCUAAUUGUUCCGAGAGCCCCAUAACAAUUACAUCCAAGUUUUCUCAUUGGUUUCUUGAUGGAGAAGAGAAACAAGCUGGUGGCAUCUCAUCAGGCAACGUGACUGGUAGAUCUCUAGCUCAUGGAAUGUCUAUUGGAAAAGGGUCUGAGCACAAUCUGCCGACUGUGUCUUCUGAGAGUAAGGAAGUUACAUAUAAGCUUACAACCUCUGUUACAGAUGGGAUCUCUGAGCAGUUGUAUAGCAGCAAUGAACCAGCUGUAGACGCCCGUAUUCUUACAUGUGAGGACCUUGAACAGUCGAUUCUUUCGGAGGUUAGUGGACAGUGUCCAUUUCAGCAAGUCUCUGUGCAAGACAAGGGUGCUCGUGUUUCAGAGUAUGAGCAACCAAAUGCUGGAAGUGACAAUAGUGCAUCCCAACACCUUCUUUCUUUGUUACGGAAGGGGACAAGCUUGGAACAUCUGGCAGCAUCUUCCAAACAAAACAUGGGAUCCUUUCACGGACAAUCAUUUGAAAUUCUUGGGAACAGCUAUGGGCAUAACACUUCAACCAGAGGAAAUGCUGAAACUUCUGAGAACUCGAUUCUCAAACCACAACCUGGUUCUGGAUUCAUGGAGGAGUUAAAGUCAACUGAAGGAUUAGUUCCUGUUCAGAGAGUCUCUGUGCACAGGGUUCCAAGGAAUGAUGUUUCACACUCUUUUGGAUUUUCAUCUCCAGUGUCAGAUAGUGAUCUCUGUCCUUCCAUAGUUGAGAAAGACAGAUCCAUUGGGAUCAGUUGUGAAGGCAUUCUGGCCUCAAACUGUGGUAAGCAAAUUGGAUUGGAUAUGCUCCACACGAAUCGGACAGUCUCUGAUAAUGCUCCUGCUGGAAUAGGUUCAAGUCUCCAACUUGGGCAGGGGAUGAAAGUCAGUCCUGUCACAAAAUUUGAUGUGGCAGCUGAUUUGGCAACUGAGAUUUGUUUGCCUGAAGAGGACAGUUUAAUUACAGUUGAUGAUCCCAUAAUUCCUCUGCGUUCAAUGUCCAUGGCUUCUGAGAAUGCAGUUAAAGGUGACUUCUUAACCUCAAAUACCCCAGUUAAUAUUGCUGAGAGAUUAGCUGCCCGAAACAUUGCUGUGUGUAAUGAAAGAUCUACAGGUUUGGAAGGCCCUCCUUUUCUUCACGGCUCUUAUGAUGUUACGGGUUUGGAGACUCCUUAUCACAAUCUGCGCAUGCAGGGGUCUCACCCUCAAUUUCGUCACAUUCAUAUGAAUCAUGGGAGGCAUUAUUUCCAUCCAGCAGGCUCUCCUCAAGUUCACAUGAGUCCGCAAAUUAAGUCCAUGGAUGUAAAAUCCUAUUAUAACCUUUCACCCCCUGACCAUGAUUUUAUGGCAAGUCUGCAUUUGCGUCCUUCCCUACGUGUUCGUGCUGAAGCAACAGGGUUUGAUAAUCCAGUUCACCGAUCACUGUUACAACAGAUGCAUGUGCCAGGAAAUUUGUCUUCACCCCAUUCUCACUCUAUUAAUCAAAUGGCUCUUUCUACGGGGGAGCUGAAUCCAAUGCAAAGUUUUCACCUGAAUCAUCAGCAACCAGGCUAUGGGGGUGUUCGAAUGCCAAAUCAAGAUGCUGUUGGUGUUGGAGGAAGCAAUAAUCAGUUACCAUUGGAGAGGCUCCUUGAGCUGGAAUUGAGAGCAAAGCAGCUCCACCCGUCUGCUGUGGCUGUGCGAGGUCAGGGGACUUAUGGUAGACAGGUUGACAUGGGCAAUUGGCAUCAAAAUAGAUCACUUUGGUAGUGAUGAUUGGGUUGGAUGCUUUCGUCUUUUUUUUUCUUUUCUUUUCUUUACUUUCGUUCUCCUUUCAUGGAUCUUGACCUCUUGGUAGACUUGUAGAUAUCGAUCUGCUUAGGCCUUGUUUGGUAUCAUUUGUUUUCGUUUCAGUAUAGUUUAGAAACAGAUGGGGAUCGACCGCUUUGUCAAUGUUGCUAGUUUUCAAA